Messenger RNA from Talaromyces proteolyticus, 1332 nucleotides. RefSeq names its product S-adenosyl-L-methionine-dependent methyltransferase. Bases 1 to 1332 code for a protein of 443 amino acids. Lineage: Eukaryota; Fungi; Ascomycota; Eurotiomycetes; Eurotiales; Trichocomaceae. The transcript is spliced from 5 exons. The record is from RefSeq and is a predicted model, not a curated record. Gene Ontology annotation, molecular function: O-methyltransferase activity.
AUGAAGGAAAACAAUCUAGGUGACUCUCUGGAGUCCUUACGAGGUCUGAUCAAUAUCUCGAUCGAUAUAGUUAAGGAAGACCUAAUUACCCACCACGAUUCUCCUCUUAACCUUGCUUCAUCACGACGCCAUCCCUUGCGAGAUAGAUACGACGAAAAGGUAGCUCAAGCCUUGAAACGCAUAUCUAGCGCUGGUGUAAUGUUGAGAGCUCUCUGCGAUCCGGAAGCUUGGAUACAUGACAUCAUGUUCAAUUUCUCCGACCUUACUGCCCUAUUUGUGACUUGUCAGGCAGACGUCGCCAACUUACUCAACAAUCAAGCCCUCGAUGCUACCGCAAUUGCUGAAAAGACCGGCAUCGAAGCUGACAAAAUCUCAAGACAUCUGCGAGCACUAUGUAACAUGCAUAUUUUCCGAGAAGUAGCACCCAAUGUCUAUGAAAAUAACGAACUUUCGUUGCUCUUCCAGUCAGAGUCAAGAAGAGCCCUUGUAGGUCUGUGUGCGGAAGAAAGUCGACUGGCCUCGUGCCAAAUGUGGGAAGCGCUCAAUAGGCCAGACUUUAGGGACACCGAAGCCGUCAACAAGGCUGCCUUUAACAUCGCGUACGAGACAGACCUCAAUAUAUUUCAGUAUUGGGAGCAGGUACGCCCGGACCUUGGCAAGCGAGGGGCUUGCGCGUUUGCUGGUAAAGGGCUCAACGAAGCCCAAUAUUUAGCUUUGUAUCCUUGGGCAGAAGAGCCAGAUCACACACUGGUGGUCGAUGUCGGUGGUGGUGUCGGUGGCGCUACUCUGCCAAUUGUGAGCAAGUUUCAAAAUUUAACGUUACUAGUGCAAGACCUUCCUGAGAAUAAGGAAAAGUUUUGGGCGUUUCUUAAGAAGGACUAUCCCCGCGUCUUGGAAUCCAAUCGAGCAAGUUUCCAAGCGCAAAACUUCUUUGAAGUGAAUACCACCAAAAAUGCGCCUAUAUAUUUUCUUCGUCAUGUUCUACACGACUGGCCGGAUGCUGAGGCAACCAAGCUGCUAAAAAACCUCGCAGCGGUGAUGUCAGCAAGGAGCAAGAUUUUAAUUUGCGAGCAUAUCGUCCUUCCUACGUACAGAAGCAACUCCGCACCAGACGAUACUGAGCCGGAACCUUUCAUAGCCCCUGAGCCACUUUUACCUAACUGGGGAGCUAGCUUUACGAGUAGAUUGGAUCUUCACGUUUUAUCUUGUAUAAACUCUAAACAGCGGACAGAAGACGAUUUCAAGAAUUUGGCUGCCAGGGCUGGUCUUACGGUAGCUUUUAUGUGGAGAAAUGUGGGAGACGAAGUGAUUGUUGAAUGCCGUCUACACUGA